Messenger RNA from Bacillus rossius redtenbacheri, 726 nucleotides. RefSeq names its product zinc finger BED domain-containing protein 4-like. The transcript has 2 exons. Gene Ontology annotation, molecular function: protein dimerization activity. Bases 162 to 665 code for a protein of 167 amino acids. The record is from RefSeq and is a predicted model, not a curated record. Lineage: Eukaryota; Metazoa; Arthropoda; Insecta; Phasmatodea; Bacillidae.
UUUUUUUUUUUCAAUUUUAGAUUAUUCCUCUGGUGCAUGUUAUACAACAUGAGUUACAAAAACCUGCACCACAAGGAUCUGGUCUACAAGGCCUAAAAAAUGAUCUUCUGGCUUCACUGGUGCAAAGAUUCAAAGAUGUUGAAAGUGAUAAAACCCUUGCCAUGGCCACUCUUUUAGAUCCCAGGUUCAAGAGUAUUCCAUUUAGAGAUAGUAACAGUUUGCAUAAUGCAAAACAAAGACUUCUGCAUGAAGUUGAACAGUUGAAUAUUCACAAGGUUGGUGACUCUGAAUGUGAAACAUUACCAAACAAAACAUGCGCUGCAUACUCUGAUCCCAAAGAUAUUUGGUCCAAAUACUCUACAAUAUUUGAGCAGCAAGAAGAGGUAGCUGACAAAGUCGCUCAGUCUGAAAAGGAGAUUGAAAUGUACCUGAGUGAAAAAACACUGCCAGCACAAUCUUCCAUUGCAGAGUAUUGGAAGAAGAAUCAUAAAUUUCCUACCCUGUAUGAACUUGCAGUGAAGUACCUUUCCAUACCGCCUUCAACAGUCUUCAGUGAAAGGCUAUUCAGCACAAGUGGCCACAUUUGUGACACUAAAAGGAACAGGUUGGACCCUGAGCGUGUCAGGAUGCUCGUUUUCCUUAACAAGAACUUGAAGAGAAAAUAAUUUGUAUUACCACGUCUUAAAAUAUUUUUUUUUCUUAAGUAAGCUCUAGAUUAUGAGUUAC